CGCAUCUGUAUGCUCAGAAACACAGCACUGGGGUGUGUUUGUGUUUUCUUGCGAUGUGUCAGAGAGAGAUCCGCUAGUUUAUUCUCACACUGUCCCAGUUUGCUGGUCGCCGUCUGUUCUUUUAAAGUAAUCUACAUUUAAUUUUUAUAAAUGCAGUAGAUGGGACACAUAUUUCAGCCCACUUGUAACACAUCAGAAAAGUAGCCUAUCAUUCAGAGUUAAUUGGUUUCAAGAAAAGGAUGGCACAGGUAGAGGAAUCUCACACUGAAGGGGAGAGCAGCCCUCAGAUGGUCUCCUUAAGAUCAGACGUGUCAGUGAGCCAGGGGAAUGAUGGAGAAGUGGGGCCAUCUAUGAGGAGGAAGAGGAGGAAGAAGAAAGAGCCCCGUCCAGAGUCCAUCAUCGUGUACCGCUCCGAAAUGGAGAGAGCACCAGGAGAGGAGCAGAGUGGAGAGGAGGGAGGAGAAAGGAGCACAGAGGAGGGAGCAAAGUUCCUGGGAACACCAACAGGCGAAGAAAGGGAUUGGAACCUUCCUCCAGACAGCCGCUACGUGACGCUUACUGGCACCAUCACUCGAGGAAAGAAGAAAGGCCAGGUGGUGGACAUUCACGUCACUUUGACAGAGAGGGAACUCAGGGAUCUGGCCAAGUCAAAGGAGCGUCUUAAUGCAGAGUGUGAGGCUGGGGAAGGGUACAAACGCAAGUGUACCUUAGGAGUGUGCCAGGGACCCCAUGUGGUGCUGUGGAGCAUCUCCUGCGCUCCUGUGGUUUUCCUCCUUUCCUUCAUCACCUCCUUCUACUACGGCACGCUCACCUGGUACAACGUCUUCCUGGUGUACAACGAGGAGCGGACGUUCUGGCACAAGAUUACCAUUUGCCCCUUUCUCAUCAUCUUUUACCCUGUGCUCAUCAUGCCACUGGCGUUGUGUCUGGCUCUGUACUCUGCCGUGGUGCAGGUGUCCUGGGCUUUCAGUGAGUGGUGGCUGGCAGUGCGAGACCUGGAGAAAGGCUUUUGUGGCUGGGCCUGUGGGAAGCUGGGGCUGGAGGACUGCUCCCCCUACAGCAUUGUGGAGCUGCUCGACUCUGACACGGUUUCUGGGACUCUGCAGAGCAAGGCACCCAGUGAAUUUGCCCAGACGUCAUCAGUUUGAAGGGGGCAUUGCUGAUUUGCUGAGCUGUGCAACUGUAUUCAAAGGCCUUUUUCACAUGUUAUCAGGUUACAACCACAAACUUUAAUGGAUUUUAUUUGAAUUUUAUGUGAUUAACCAACAUAACGUCCACCUUUUGUUGCACUUAAAGCUGCAAGUAUCGUAUAUGUUAACCACUUUUGCAUGUCUAGAGACUUAAAUUUUUGUCAAUUCUUAAAAAAACCCCUCAAGCUUAGUCCGAUUAGACGAUCAUUAUCAGUGAAUAUUUAUUUUCAAAUCUAGUCAUAGAUUCUUUGUUAGUUAUACCGUUUGGACUUUGACGUCAUUCUCACAUGAAUAUACUCUGAUCAGAACCAUUCCAGCUCUGACUGUAUGUUUAUGAAUAUCAACUUGCUCUAAAAGGAACCUCUGCCACACUGUGAAAUGUUUUGCAGCUUCUAGCAAGUUUUCUUUCCAGGAUUGUUCUGUAUUUAGCUCCAUUCAGCUUUUCAUCGUCUCUGACCAGCUUCCCUGUCCCUGCUGAAGAAAAGUAUCUCCACAGCACAAUGGAGAUGGACUACAUAUGGCUUCAACUCUGGCUUUCUUCGUGUUAUUCUUUCAAAUUUAAGCCAGAUUUGUAACAGUUGCCUGGGCAACAGAUUCCCCAACCUGAGCGGUUGAUCUUCUUUCUACUUGUUCACUAAUGUUCUCUAAUUUGGGUUUCCCCAACACUGGCCCUGAAGGCACAUUGCUCAACAUUUUUAAGUGUUUCUCUGCUUCGACAAGCUUUAUUUUGAUUUAUAACUGACUUACAAGUGUUUGCUGAAGUGCAAUCACCCAAAUCCGGGGUGUUAAAAGCAGGGAAACAUCUAAAACAUGCAGUGAUGUGUGCUUUGAGUACCAGGAAUGGUCUAUCAAACAUCUCAGACCUUUAAAUAGUUGUUGCAUUUAUAAUGAGAUUAGAUUAUUCAGAACUGAACUAUUUAUCAAUUCUGAAUACAGUUUUAUUCAUGGGUACUAUGAAUGAAACAUAUGCAUACUUUCAGGUUUUUAUGUGCAAAAAUGAAAACCAUGUAGUAAUACAUUGAAGUUUGUAGUUAUUUGAUCAAAUGUGAAAAGGUUUCAGGAGAUUAGAUUUUCUUUUUACAGGGCCCCCUAUUUAUGUUGGCCUAAAUAAAAUGCUGAUGUCAUUUUAACUUUUCAUCUUAGUUUGAAGACAAGCAUGUGGAAGUUUUAAUUCGUCAGAAAAUAUAUUCACAGAUUUUGGAAAUUGUAAUUUGACAUAAUUCCUCUUUUUGGUUAUAAAUAUAUGACUUCAUUUGAAUCUUAUAUUUAUUUAAUUAAACUGAAAAAAAAAGAUUUUCCUCAUAAUUAUUAUUUUGUUUAGAAAAAAAUGCUUAAAAUCUUUCAGCUACAUUUCACUGCAAAACGUAACUCAGUAUGCACUGCCCAAACUGUCUUUAGGUGCUGAAUUAUUCUUGCAAACUCUUAUUAAACUACAAGCAUAACUGGUUGUCAGGGUUUUUUAUGGUUCUCGACUUUGGUCAUUAAACGGCUACCAGGGAUUACUAAACCAAUCUCAGAGACUUUUCACUUCAUCUUGGCCUUGGCUCGGAAAGCCAUGCUGGAGAUCCAGCAACACAGAAAACUCAACAUCACAACCAAGUUUCACUUGAUCUGUAAAUAUCUGUAAUAAACAUUUGUGAUUGCUGUGCAAUGACUUGUGUAACUUCCAAAGCAGCACUCAGUUGUUUAAGUCGCUGUAAUCACUUGGAUGUUAUAGAAGAAGCCUCUUACUUAGGAGGCUCUGCAUGAACUGUUCCACUUGGAAAAGACAAUGUUAACACAUUAUUGACUGAAAGAUUAUUUUUGCGUUUUGAAGAGUCUGUAUUCCACUAUUGGUUCUAACUUUUUUUUCUGUAUGUUGUCAUCUAAGUUUGUGUACCUGGCCUAGUAAAAAUUAUACUUUCCAUGUCCGUUUUAGUAUCAUAGUUUUGUAUUAUUUAACUAGUUUGGACAGUUUUGUUGCAAAUUAAUGCUCAGUCAGCCUUCCCAUGCAUAGAGACACCUCAAUGUUUACCUGUGUAGUUUUGAAAUAAGACAAAAUUUUGGCUUACUAGUGUAAUAAUGAGUAUUGAGUGAUCACUGAUGGUCCAUGGGAAUAUAGUGUUAUAUUUUGAUAUUUUUUUUAUUCCACUUGCAUUCAAUCCAGAUCAGGAGGAUGUCUGGAGUUCCUACAAUUACUUUAAACACAGUGCAGUAUGAUCCAUUCAAAGUGAAUAUCCAAGAAGGUUUUGUUCUUGAAUAUAACUGAAAAUAAAAAAGGUUACAUGAUUAUUUUUAUUUAAAUAUACAUUUAUCUGCUUUUGUCUACACUCAUUUAUGCAUUUUGGGGUUUGGUGAUGUGGUAACUGUUGAAAAAUAAGGAAGAUUUUAGUUACGAUGCAUUGACUGAAGAGGAAUAAAAAAAAUCUGUAUUUGACCUGUCAAUCACUGGUGAAAGGCAAUCAAGAAAAAAUAAACAGAUUUGGCCAGCCACUACGUUUAACUUUAUUUUAUUGUUAUGUUUUUGCUCAGUCUAAGCACCAUGAAGUGAACUGUGUGUGAUCAGAAUCUUAUUGUUUUGUUUCAUUUGUAGUUUUCUAGUUGAGGAAUCUUGUCAGAUUUCCAUGUAUUCAUAUUUUAUAUGUUGUCUCCUCAUUUCCUGUUUUAUUGCUGUUAUCCUUUGACAAGUUGUUUAAGCUACUGUAUGUGUUUUACACUCCAGCACUUUGACAUAAACUAGGUGAAUAGAUAUUGGGUUUAGAUGAAUCAGAUUAUUUAAAUGCUUGGUGAGUCAUCUGUUGGGGUGUGUUUGAGAAUAUGUAACCAUGUAUGGCCUCCCUUUUCUGGGUAUGCUGUUUUUGUUUACAAUAAUAAAAAAAAUAGAUGUAGUUUGGGGCUGAAUUUGUUUUCCACAUCACUUUUUGUAAAUCCACAUAAUGGAAAACAAAAAAUAAAAGUAAAACAAAG
Messenger RNA from Gambusia affinis (western mosquitofish), 4136 nucleotides. RefSeq names its product transmembrane protein 169b (gene tmem169b). NCBI's taxonomy places the organism in Eukaryota, Metazoa, Chordata, Actinopteri, Cyprinodontiformes, Poeciliidae. The transcript has 3 exons. The record is from RefSeq and is a predicted model, not a curated record. Bases 240 to 1148 code for a protein of 302 amino acids.